This is a messenger RNA of Vigna radiata var. radiata (mung bean), 941 nucleotides long. Its product is annotated as 60S ribosomal protein L23A. The record is from RefSeq and is a predicted model, not a curated record. The coding region runs from base 16 to 615 and encodes 199 amino acids. Gene Ontology annotation, molecular function: rRNA binding; structural constituent of ribosome. The transcript is spliced from 4 exons. Gene Ontology annotation, biological process: translation; ribosomal large subunit assembly. Lineage: Eukaryota; Viridiplantae; Streptophyta; Magnoliopsida; Fabales; Fabaceae. Gene Ontology annotation, cellular component: cytosolic large ribosomal subunit; ribosome.
AAUGGGCCUAGGCCCAUGGGUUACGAUCCAAACCAUUUCAUAGGUAGCCCGUAUAUAUGUUGGAACCAAACCCUAAAUCUAAGGUUGGCACUGCUUCUCAGUCGCAGGGUUUUCGAAGAUUUAAGAACUAGGGUUUUUCCCCUUUCGCGACUCAUGGCUCCCAAAGCUGAUAGUUCAAAGAAGGCCGAUCCUAAGGCACAAGCCUUGAAAACUGCCAAAGCAGUUAAGUCAGGUGCUACAUUCAAGAAGAAGGCCAAAAAGAUCCGAACUUCUGUUACCUUCCAUCGGCCAAAGACUUUAAAAAAGGAUAGGAACCCCAAAUACCCACGCAUUAGUGCUCCACCCCGUAAUAAGCUUGAUCACUAUCAGAUACUGAAGUAUCCUCUAACAACCGAGUCCGCAAUGAAGAAGAUUGAAGAUAACAACACUUUGGUAUUCAUUGUUGACCUGCGCGCUGACAAGAAGAAGAUCAAGGACGCAGUGAAGAAGAUGUACGAUAUUCAGGCCAAGAAGGUUAAUACCUUGAUUAGGCCUGAUGGGACUAAGAAGGCUUAUGUCAGAUUGACACCUGACUAUGAUGCCCUGGACGUGGCCAACAAGAUUGGAAUUAUCUAAACUACUUCCAGGCAUCACCGAAUUCAAUUUUAGUUAUAGUAUCUUUUUGUGGCAAUGUUAUGAAGACUAUUUUGUAAUAGUGCAUUGUUUGAAAGUUUCUUUUAGAAGAAAGUUGUUGAAAAUGAUCUGGUUGAUUUGAUAUCUUAUUUGAUGACAUUGUUGUGAAAGUUUAGGUGGGUUAUAACAUUUGCAUGUUGCAAUUCUAAACAUUAACCCGUGGGAUGAUUCUGUGAUCGGUAGCAACAGGUCCCUGAACCAGUUGAUUCUUCCCAAUUAUUUUAUCUACUUUGGUUUACUAUUCGAAUCUUAAGGAUAACAUUUUAAAA